Necator americanus (New World hookworm) is the source of this 1185-nucleotide messenger RNA. RefSeq lists its product as uncharacterized. Bases 1 to 1185 code for a protein of 394 amino acids. The transcript has 12 exons. Gene Ontology annotation, molecular function: chitin binding; oligosaccharide binding. The record is from RefSeq and is a predicted model, not a curated record. Lineage: Eukaryota; Metazoa; Nematoda; Chromadorea; Rhabditida; Ancylostomatidae. Gene Ontology annotation, cellular component: endomembrane system. Gene Ontology annotation, biological process: carbohydrate metabolic process.
AUGAAGUGGUUGCGACUGUUUGCGUUGUUUUUAUUACCGAUACUUUCUAUGCAGUUAGGGAAAUCCGAUAGGAAAGCGAAACAGGUUCAUGAAAAGUGGGCAAAAGAAGAGGAAGAAGCUCAGCGGGAGAAGGCGCAGGAAUACUUAAUACCUCUAACUCAUCCUCUAUCAAGUAUAACGAAACAAAACAUUCUGAAAAAACACGAAGACAUAGAUUAUUCGAAGCGAAAAUUCCAGAACCCAAUGCUUGUCUAUGUUACUCCGUGGAAUCCAAAAGGAUAUGAUCUGGCGAAAUGGGUUUCUCAUAAGGUGACGCACGUGUCGCCGGUUUGGCUUCAGGUUAAACCACAAACAGCAGAUAUGAGUUUCAGCUGUCGAAUUCUAGGAACACAUGAUAUCGAUCAUGAAUGGAUGGAUGAAGUGCGCAAGAACAACAGUGAGGUGAAAAUUGUUCCUCGUGUCUUGUUCGAUGGUUGGGAAACGGAACAACUGACUGUUUUUCUUUCAAACGUUCAAUGGAUGAAUCGCUGUCUUGGAGAUAUAUUAAAUUUACUUACUCGUACUCAGUUUGAUGGUGCAGUAGUGGAGCUAUGGACCAGUGCCAUACUUCAAACUGAAGGAGAAGCUGCACAGUUACUGGUUGAAAUGCUUGACUCAUGGGGUUUGGGUUUCCACAAACGGAAACUAGAACUCAUAGUUCCUGUUGGACCUCCUCUAAGUGAAGACAAUCAGCUGACCGGAGUGUUUUUGCCUGCUCAUUUUUAUGCUCUGUCACAGAAUGUUGAUUAUAUACAGAUGAUGACGUACGACUAUGGAUCGAGGACCGCUCUUGGUGUUUCUCCGUAUGAAUGGGUGGAAAAGUCGAUUGAAGCGAUUUUGGAUCGAUCACCAGAAUUGGCAAACCAAUUAAUGAUCGGUAUAAAUCACUAUGGUUUCGAAUAUACUGGCAGAAAUCAGAAGCCAGUGAACUUUGACAAAUAUCUGGAGAACUUGAAGGAUGAUGAUAGUAAAUUGGAAUGGGAUCCAAAAUCGAAGGAACAUUUUCUCAAGACACGAACAGGAAAAUUGUACUAUCCGUCACUUACAUCGAUAGAAAUGCGUCUCAAUGCUGCUCGAAAAUAUGGAGUUGGAGCAGCCAUCUGGGAAUUCGGUCAAGGAUUGAACUAUUUCACUCAGCUUCUUUAA